Messenger RNA from Eriocheir sinensis (Chinese mitten crab), 1060 nucleotides. RefSeq lists its product as uncharacterized. The transcript has 4 exons. The coding region runs from base 73 to 696 and encodes 207 amino acids. The record is from RefSeq and is a predicted model, not a curated record. Gene Ontology annotation, cellular component: extracellular matrix. NCBI's taxonomy places the organism in Eukaryota, Metazoa, Arthropoda, Malacostraca, Decapoda, Varunidae.
CGUGAAAGUAAAGGUAUAUAGCCCCGGCAGGAGGGAAGGGAUGCUACAGUCUGUCUCUCUCCAUUCCCGGCCAUGGCAGCAAAGCUCAUCGUACUCGCUCUUGCGGUCAGCGCGAGCAUCGCAGCGCCGCAGUUCAGCAGCGAGGAAGACCUGCCUCCCACGCCGCACGACUUCGGCUACGGCGUGAGUGUGGCGGAGACAGGAGACGCCAAGGAGCACAAGCAAUCCGUGUUACCGUCUGGCCGCACUGAGGGUGAAUACCGCUGGCUCCAGCCCAACGGUCUCUUCAGAGUGGUGCGAUACUUCGUGGAGGGCAACUCCGGCUUCCAGGCUGAGGUCAGCGAGGAGCCCGGUCCUGAUGUCACCAACUACUACACUAACUCCCUGACGCAAGAGAACAGCCAGGGUGCCGCCGUAGCAGCCUCGCAGAACUUCGGUAAGAGCUUCGACUCCGGACGAUCUUCCUUCGGUGCCGCCGCCAACGUUAUCAGUGCCCCCCGACCCAUCGCCCCAGCCCCCCGCCCCUUCGUCCGGCCACAACCCCAGCAGAGUUUCAUCAGCCAACCAGCCACCUUCGAAACCGUUAUUGACGGCGGGAUCAUCGACGGCGGCAUUAUCGACGGAGGAAUCAUCGACGGAGGCAUCAUCGACGGGGGAAUAAUCAACGCCAGCUUUGAAGACUCACGGUUCGGUUAAUUCAUACCUCGCCGCCCCCACCCUGCCUGUGCCUCCGCCAUGAAAUACAGUGACGCGACACGAAAACUAACAUUGUACGCCAACGGUGGCAAGGUGCACUUCCCAGGCUACAGAUCAUGAUUCAUGAAUGAAUUUACUUGCUUUAGAAGUGUGCUGCCAAAGAUAUGUUUUCUGCACCUUGGGAUUUGCAUCAUUUCACUGGAAAUGGAAUAUUACCAUUUUAUAUUUUCAUUAAAGUACAAAAUUCUAAUAUAGGUAUUAUGCGGCUGUCACUGUAUUUCAUACGAAAUAGUUAUAAUUUAUGACAACUGGACUGCUGAAGUCUGUGUAUUUAUUUUGUUAAACAAAAUAAUUACUAUAUAAA